AUGAAUAAAUCAGACACAGAGCUGAUAGUUACAAGAGUGCCAAGAAAGGAAGGAAAUGUUAUUAUUUCUGAAUGCCUUUAUGUGCCAUGUGCAGAAGAAAACAUAAAUGACGUGGAACCGUUCUUGACAGACUUACCAUACAAUAUAAUAACAAGAGGCGAUUUCAAUAAAGUUCCUAUGAUGAUCGGAUUGAAUAGCGAAGAAGGAUAUUAUUUUGCGUCUUUGGAAAAUGAUACAACGAUACCUAGGAUUAAAACAGAGAAAUCGUUGCCAAAAGAUGUGACAUUUCCCUCUCAUAAAGAAAGAAGAAAGGUAUCAGCGAAGCUGCAGAAGCUGUACUUUGGAGAUGAGAAAAUUUCGCAAGAGACUAUACUGGGCUUAGCUAAGUUUCAGGGUGACGCUUAUAUAAGCAGCUCAAUUUUAGAAGAAACAGAAUAUAUUCUUAAAAAUAAUGACAAACCAAUAUACAAUUAUAUAUUUAAUUACAACGGACGGAGAAAUUUGGCGAAGAUAUUUUCUGGUGAUCCGUUUAGGAGUGCUUCUGGAGCAGCGCAUGCUGAUGAAUUGUUUUAUUUGUUCAGCCAAGGAUUAUUACCUUCCUUGUUCGAGAGUAAAAUGAUCGAUAAGUUGACGACCUUAUGGACAAAUUUCGCCAAAUUCGGGUAA
This is a messenger RNA of Parnassius apollo (apollo), 666 nucleotides long. Lineage: Eukaryota; Metazoa; Arthropoda; Insecta; Lepidoptera; Papilionidae. The record is from the annotation of a GenBank genome assembly.